AUGUCCUUCGAAUCAGCUCUGCAUUCGAUGCAGGGUCAUCCUUGGAUAACCUUGAUCGCUGCAUUGUUUGCUUACACUACACUCAUCACACUGUACAACCUGACUCUGCACCCCCUCGCCAAAGUGCCAGGUCCGCGGCUCUGGGUGCUGACCCGCAUCCCGUACAUUCGCGCCCUCGUCCGUGGGACUUUCAUCCACGAUUUGGAACGGUUACACCGCAUGUACGGGCCUGUGCUUCGCGUAUCGCCGAACGAGGUCAGCUUCGCGUGCGCGGAGGCGUACAACGAGAUCCUGCAGCCCCGACCGACCCGGUAUUUUCAGAAGGACCCAAUCUGGUGGGAUUCCCUGGCGGGCAAGGAGAAGUGGGUAGGCAAUCUGUACGGUGCGGCGGAGCAUUCGCAUGCCCGGCGCUUUCUCGCUGCGGGGUUCACACCGCGUGCGUUGAAGGCACAGGAGCCCAUCUUGCAGAGAUAUGCGAAUCUACUGAUCGAGAGGCUGGGCGAAAAGAUCGGUCGUCGCAAUUCUGUCACGGGGGCUGGCAAGCAUGGCGCGGACAUCGAUAUCGUGCCAUGGAUGAACUUCACCACCUUCGACAUCUUUGGUGAUUUGUCGUUCGGAGAGUCCUUUGAGUGCCUUCAGGAAACACAGUACCAUCCCUGGAUCUCGAUGAUGUUUGCGCAUGUCAAGGUGGCCUCGGUCAUUGCUGCUACUACAUUCUAUCCAUGGAUGAAUUGGGCGCUGAUGAAGUGCAUCCCUAAGAGCACGAGGGAGCUGCAGCGUCGCCACCACGAGAUGAUCAAGGACAAGGUCAAGAGGCGAUUGAAUUGGGAGCUGGAAAGGCCGGAUAUCAUGUCGUACGUGGUGGGGAAUGGUAGCGAGAAAAAGCAAAUGGGCGGCAUGUCAUUUGACCAACUGUCAACUGCAUUCUCGCAUUUAGCCAUUGCGGGAAGUGAAACGACCGCGACCGCACUAAACGGGACGAUCAACUACCUGGUCCAGACUCCAGAUAAACUUGGUAGAUUGGUCGAUGAGAUCCGAGGCAGUUUCACGAAUAUGGACGACAUUAGUCUGGAUUCCUUGAGGGGUCUCCCUUACCUCAAUGCGGUUCUCAACGAGGGGUUGAGGUUGUGUCCUCCGAUCCCAUGGAUUCCGGGCAGAUUAGCUCCUGCUGAGGGUGCUUCGGCUUGUGGAUAUUUCCUUCCCGGUGGCACACACGUUUCCAUCCAGUCCUAUACCCUGAACCGUGAUCCAAAGUACUUUACUAACCCUAAGUCAUUCGCUCCGGAGAGGUGGCUGCCAGAGUGCAAGGAGGAUCCGCACUCCCUGUACUAUAACGACAACCUGAAGGCCUUGCAUCCUUUCGCCGCCGGGCCUCGCGCUUGUCUCGCACAGAAUCUGGCCUGGUCAGAGAUGCGGCUAGUCCUGGCGAAACUCAUGUGGGCAUUCGAUUUCUCGGCGGUCGAGGAUAGGCAGGUAUCAUGGGAAGACCUACGGACGUACCUGUUGGUCGAAAAAGUUCCUAUUGUUGUCAAUAUCAAGCAGCGAGGCGACUUGUAA
Aaosphaeria arxii CBS 175.79 is the source of this 1557-nucleotide messenger RNA. RefSeq names its product putative cytochrome P450. Gene Ontology annotation, molecular function: monooxygenase activity; oxidoreductase activity, acting on paired donors, with incorporation or reduction of molecular oxygen; heme binding. The coding region runs from base 1 to 1557 and encodes 518 amino acids. Lineage: Eukaryota; Fungi; Ascomycota; Dothideomycetes; Pleosporales. The record is from RefSeq and is a predicted model, not a curated record. The transcript has 3 exons.